Messenger RNA from Anopheles funestus (African malaria mosquito), 1922 nucleotides. RefSeq names its product putative serine protease K12H4.7. The record is from RefSeq and is a predicted model, not a curated record. Gene Ontology annotation, biological process: proteolysis. The coding region runs from base 355 to 1866 and encodes 503 amino acids. The transcript has 2 exons. Gene Ontology annotation, molecular function: serine-type exopeptidase activity; dipeptidyl-peptidase activity. Lineage: Eukaryota; Metazoa; Arthropoda; Insecta; Diptera; Culicidae.
UAACCUAUGGGCCUGUGAACUUAACGCCGUAUGAUCGAUAACGAACCAAUUUAACCUUUGUCAAGAUUGUGAAACACUAAACACUAGCGAGUAGCUUCAAUGGAAAUAGUCGCGGCGUUGCAUUACAGCAAAGCUAUCAAUCCAUACCGGAACAGUGAAAAAAAACCAUAAAAAACCAUCAAAUUAUGGCGUCCAUUUCGGACAUUUGAUCAGUUCAGAUCGAUAGCGAUAACAAACAUUAUGACCCACAAUCCAAGUCCACAAUCCUAUCUCCAAACAACAAAAGGAAAAGACCGCACUGGACACACUUUAUAAACCGCCGUACACACGCCAACGAGCCGGUUAAGUUUCAAAAUGUUACUCUCCAAAGUGAUACCCUUUGCGGUGGUGCUGUUUGUGACGCUGGUAGAAUGCACACCUGCACAAGACAUUAGUGCUACGUCCAGAAAUACACCGAUUCUUGGUGCGCUACAGCGACAUCUUGUACAGCCAACCAUCCCGCGUGAUUUUGUGCCGCGCAACCCAAACAUUGUUGGGAAUCGGUUCCGCACGAAGAUUGAUCACUUCAAUCCACAAAGCAGAGAUACGUUUGAGUUUAGCUACUUUUCGAACGAUGAGUUCUACCGACCGGGUGGACCGAUUUUUAUUUUCGUCGGUGGAAACUUUGCACUGACGACGUACUACAUCGAGCACGGAUUGCUGUAUGAUACGGCUGCCCGUGAUGGGGCAUGGCUGUUUACGAACGAGCAUCGAUACUAUGGAACCAGCACCCCAGUGCAGGACUAUUCGACGGAGAACCUACGCUUUCUGAAGUCGGAACAAGCGCUGAUGGAUCUGAUCGAGUGGAUUGAUCAUUUGCGCAACAAUGUGGUACUUGAUCCGAACGCCAAAAUCAUCCUGAUGGGUACUGGAUACGCAGGAGCGCUAGCAACCUGGGCCCGACAACGCUUCCCGAACAUUAUCGACGGUGCAUGGGGUGCAGGAGCCACAGUGCUGGCGAGUUUCGAUUUCCAGGAACAUGCGGGAGACAUUGGAGAAAUAAUUCGUCGUUUCGGCGGUAAUGAGUGUUACAAUCUGAUUUGGGUCGCUUUCCGCACUGCCCAAUACUUGAUCGAUGCUGGACUGGAUGAAACGGUAACGAGCUUGCUCAACACCUGCGAGCGGAUCGAGCCGGGUAACCUGCUGGAUAUGGAGACACUCUUCUUCCAUCUGAAGCUGGCCAUCCAGGAAGCGAUGCUCAACGUACAGACCACCGAAAAGAUUCGGGAUGUUUGUGCCAGCAUGGUAAACAGUACGGAGGAAACAGCGCUGCAAGAUCUAGCCACCUGGCUGAACGAGUAUUACGCCAAUCUGGCUUGCAAUCCGUUCGAUUUCGACGCGAACAUGGAAGCGGGUAAAGUAUUGCAACCGGGUGCUCCGGAAAAUGCCAUCCUUGGGUGGCGUCAGACCCAGUACCAGGCGUGUACCGAGUUCGGAUGGUUCCGGACGACGGAUCUGGACGAGCAACCGUUCGGUGAUCGAGUAUCGAUGCACUUCUUCCUGGAGGCAUGUCGAGCCCUGUUCGGUGAGUGGGUUUCGGACGCUGUCAUCUACGAGGGUGUACGCUUGACGAACCUACACUACGGUGGACAGGAUCCACGAUCGACGAACGUACUGUUUACGAACGGUGAGCUCGAUCCAAACCGUCUGGUGUCGAUCACAAGCUACAUCAAUCCGCUAAGCUAUGCGUACGUCGUGCCGAAUGAGUUCCUGUACUCGGAAAUCUACUCCAUUACCGAGGAAGACUCCACCGAGCUGACGACGAUUAAGCGUAGCAUCCAGGCGUACAUUGGCUUAUGGCAGGGAGAUGGUUUGGUACCAGUGUAAAUGACAGUCGGACAUGAGUGCAAUGUUUUCUUGAUUUUUAUUCAUAUUAAAAUAAA